Lactuca virosa is the source of this 1842-nucleotide messenger RNA. Lineage: Eukaryota; Viridiplantae; Streptophyta; Magnoliopsida; Asterales; Asteraceae. The record is from the annotation of a GenBank genome assembly.
AUGACCGCCCGUAUCUUCAGAUCUCAAUUCACCUACAGUUUUCCGGUAGCAUCCGGCAGAAAAUUCGUCCGCCUCUACUUCUACCCUGCAUCUUACGCAAACCUAAACGCCUCCAAAGGCGUCUUCUCUGUCGUCUCCGGAUCAUACACCCUUCUUAAAAACUUCAGCGCAUCAGAAACAACCACCAAUCUCAACUUCGAUUUCAUGACAAAAGAAUUCUCAGUCAAUGUCGAUUCUGGACUCUUAAACAUCACAUUCACCCCAUCUCCAAACACCCCCGAUUCUUACGCUUUUGUCAAUGGUAUUGAAGUUGUCUCUCACCCAGACAUCUACUCUUCAAAUGGAAACGCCAUGAUUGUAGGCACCAGCACCGGUUUCAACAUCAACAACUACACAGUUCUUGAAAAUGUCUACAGAUUAAACGUCGGUGGACAGGCUAUAUCACCAUCUGGCGACACAGGGUUGUUCAGACCAUGGGGAGGUGAUAAUGCGUACGUAUAUGGAGCUGCAGUGGGUGUUCCAGUAGCUACAGACCCCAACAUCACAAUCAAUUACCCUUCCGGUAUGCCGGAUUAUAUUGCUCCAGUUGAUGUGUACAAAACCGCCAGAUCAAUGGGCCCCACCCCCGGAAUCAACAUUGGUUACAAUCUGAGUUGGUAUUUUGACGUUGACACUGGAUUUUCAUAUCUAGUUAGACUCCAUUUCUGUGAAGUUGCUCCUGACAUUACUAAAAUCAACCAAAGAGUGUUUGAAAUUUUUAUCAACAAUCAAACCGCAGAAACCGAUGCAGAUGUAAUCGCGUGGGCAAAUAAACCCGAAGUCCCCGUUUACAAAGAUUAUGUUGUCUUUUUAGCUCUCGGACCUCCAAGACAAGAUCUAUGGCUGGAAUUGCAUCCCAAUUCCGCCCGAAAACCGGAAAGAUACGAUGCAAUCUUGAAUGGAAUCGAGAUUUUCAAAAUCAACUCAAGUGACGGGAAUCUUGCGGGAACACUUCCGGCCCCCGCUCCGGUACAACCAAUCAUCGACCCCACCAGAGGGUUGUCAAUAAAGUCAGGAAAGUCAAACAAAACCGCAGCGGUCGGUGGCGGCAUUGGUGGCGGCAUAGCCGCCGUCCUCAUCAUCGGAUUGUUCGUUUGCUUCUUGACCCGUGGAAGGAAACAACGAAAAGAUCAAAAUUCAAGCGACGGACCAUCCGGUUGGCUUCCAUUAUCCUUAUACGGAAACUCCCAUUCCUCCGGCUCCACCGCGAAAACCACCACCACCGGAAGCUACGCCUCCUCCCACCCCUCCAACCUCUGCCGCCACUUCUCCUUCUCCGAGAUCAAAUCCGCCACCAACAACUUCGACGAAUCCCUCCUCCUCGGUGUCGGUGGGUUCGGGAAAGUCUACAAAGAGCAAGUGAGUUUGGCGGAGUGGGCCCAGCAUUGUCAUAAGAAGGGUAUUUUGGACCAGAUAAUUGACCCGUAUUUGAAGGGGAAGAUCUCGCCGGAAUGUUUUAAGAAGGUGGCGGAGACGGCGGUGAAGUGUGUGGCGGAUCAGGGGAUUGAGCGGCCGUCGAUGGGUGAUGUGCUGUGGAAUCUUGAAUUUGCUUUGCAGUUGCAGGAGAGUGCGGAGGAGAGUGGCGGGAAAGGGGCGGUGAUGGAGAUGGAGGAUGGUGUUUAUGAUGACGUGCCAUUGAAAGGGAAGGCAGAGGGAGGAUAUGAUGGGGUUGGGAAUGUGACGGAUUCUAGAAGCAGUGGGAUGUCGAUGAGUAUUGGUGGGAGGAGUUUGGCGAGUGAGGAUUCCGAUGGGUUGACUCCGAGUGCUGUUUUCUCACAGAUUAUGAAUCCUAAAGGAAGGUGA